This is a messenger RNA of Antrostomus carolinensis (chuck-will's-widow), 557 nucleotides long. Its product is annotated as keratin, type II cytoskeletal 1b-like. Gene Ontology annotation, molecular function: structural constituent of skin epidermis. The transcript has 3 exons. The record is from RefSeq and is a predicted model, not a curated record. The annotation marks the transcript as partial. Gene Ontology annotation, cellular component: keratin filament. NCBI's taxonomy places the organism in Eukaryota, Metazoa, Chordata, Aves, Caprimulgiformes, Caprimulgidae. Gene Ontology annotation, biological process: keratinization; intermediate filament organization.
GAGAGGUGCUGUUAAAAUCCCAAAUCUUGUUUUCCUUGCAGGAGCUGUCCCAGCUGCAAACGGUAGUUGUCAAUAGUAAUAUCAUCGUGUCCAUGGACAACCGUAGAGAACUGAACAUGGAUGGCAUCAUCGAAGAAGUCAGGCAGGAGUACGAGAUGAUUGCUCAAAGAAGCAAAGAUGAAGUAGAUGCCAUGUAUCAGGGCAGGUACCAGGAUCUUCAGAAUGUGUGGGUAAAUCAACGUGAGCAACUGAAGACCAGUUAUAAGGAAAUCCAGGAACUUACCAGGCAGAUCCAAAGACUACAACCAGAAAUUGAAAUUGCAAGGAAAAAGAACACCAGCCUCCAAGAAACCAUUAAAGAUGCUGAGCAGCGUGGGAGCUCUGCGGUCAAGGAUGGCCAGAAAAAGCUUCAGGAGUUGGAAAAUGCCCUGCAGCAAGCCAAAGACAAUCUGGCUCACCUUCUUCGUGAUUAUCAGGAGCUCCUGAAUGUGAAAUUGUCCCUGGAUAUUGAAAUUGCUGUGUAUAGAUCACUUCUUGAGGAGGAGGAGACCAGGUAG